CUCUCAUUUAUCCUCAAUUUCCCCAUUUCCUCCUCCUCGUCCUCAAAUUUUCUCAUCAUACCCAAAAUAACUCCUUCUCUCUCCAUUUUUUCAUGGACAAGGUUGAGAGAGAGACUCAGGACUUCAUGAACGUAGAGUCAUUCUCUCAGCUACCCUUCAUCCGCCCAGCCCCUCCACUCAACAAAGAAAAGGGCAUUCGGCUCUUCGGCAUAGAAUUUGGGACCGACACCGCCACUGACGACUCUGAGUCCCUUGAUUACACCAAUGCGUCGGAAGACACAAAAAGGAACAACAUCAACAACAACACCACCGCCAACAACAACAACAAAAAUAAUAACAACGAAAACGGAAGUGAGAGCAGCCGGAGAUUCGAAUGCCAUUACUGCUGCCGAAACUUCCCAACCUCCCAAGCCCUUGGGGGACACCAGAACGCGCACAAGAGAGAGCGCCAGCACGCGAAACGCGAGCACCUCCAGUCGGCCAUGGUGCAUGCCGGAGGCCUAUCUCAUGACGCACACCACGUGUACGGCUUGCUGAACUACACAAGACUUGGCUCCUCAGCUCUUCAUCAUCCAUCAUGGAAUAUUACUAACUCUAGCUCUAGUAUAACUAGUGCUCAUCAUCAUCAGCAGCAUCCUCAUGCUAGGUUUUAUGGAAGCUCUGGUAGUACGUAUGGCACACAAUCUGCUCCAAUAAAUGGGAGCCCCUUGGCCUUGUGGCGGAUCCCAGCCGUUCAAGGUGCUAACCCUAGUUUCAAUCGUGACCGUUCAAUGAAUUUGGUCUCCGGCGGGGAGGAAAUGAUGGUGUCCGGGUUCGGUAGUGGGUCGUCCGGUGGUCAUCAAGGGCGGUACCUGUAUGACUCGUCGAUGGCUAGCGUGCAAGAUCAUGUGAGUUUGGACCUUCAUUUGUAAUAACAUAAUAUAUAUAUAUAGUUAUUUUAAUAAUUGAUUACUUAAUUAAUUACUACUAUUUUUAGAGAAAGA
Molecule: messenger RNA, 983 nt
Organism: Malus domestica (apple)
Lineage: Eukaryota; Viridiplantae; Streptophyta; Magnoliopsida; Rosales; Rosaceae
Product: zinc finger protein 8
Biological process (GO): trichome morphogenesis; response to gibberellin; trichome differentiation
Molecular function (GO): DNA-binding transcription factor activity
Source: RefSeq, marked provisional